GCGGAACCCCACCAAAAUUGCAUCCUCCACCAAAGCCAGGCCACCUUCACGACACCAAACGUCACUCCGACCACCACAGCGCGCAUGACACCCUAGCGAACACUCGUCGAACCUACCUGCUCGAGGGAACCGAACUACGAUUGCUCAGGCGUUGCAUUAUCGACGAUAGCUUUCGCGCGCGCACACACAGACGGAACAACCGCACAAGGCCACGGCCUUUUCUCCUCUCACCCAACCCCCCCUCAAAUCACAAUGCCGACCUACAAGACAAGCCAGGAAUGGCUGGAGCAAUCGUCUCUUCUCCUCCAAGCCCGUCCUACAACCACUCGCAUCACAACAAAGUACUCCAUCAAAGCAGUCAAACCCCGAAAGACCAAGACCGAUGAUGCCUCCGCCGCAGAAGACGCCCCCAUGACAGACGCCAAACCCCCGCGCGGCUCCCUCGUAAUCAAAACCUUUGACCCGGUCAGCGGCGUCACCCUCAAAUACCGCACCACAAAGGCCGCCGAGGUCUCGCGCCUCGUCACCUGCCUCGGCGCCCUGGGCCGCACAAUGGCCACCUCGAAACCGGCGACGCUGGAUGAGCCGAUGGCCGACGUCGCAGGCGCAGCGGGGGAGGACACGCCGGCGGGCGGCGCGGCGACGCCCGUGGAGAAACCUCAGGCUGCUACUGGGGGUGGUGGUGGAGGUGCUGGUGGAAAGAAGAAGAAGAAGGGCAAGAAAUGAGGACUAGGAUUUGGGUACUGGGGUAGUCAGUCAAGAGUGGGAGACGCAAUACCACUGCUGGGUAAGGAUGUUGGGUGCGAUAUGCUGAGUGACUUGUGGUCAAUAGACCCAUCAUGAAGAAGGCAUUACUAGUCUACGGGGCUCUCAAAGGCCUUGGAGAAGCUGACUCGCAUACAUCAAGGGGUCAGGGCGAAGAAAAUGAGAAAAUAUCGACAAAGUGGCAAUAUUAAAGCCCUGCCGGAGAGGCCAUCGGGGGAAUACAAUGCAUCACAGCACAUCAUAAAAGAGAAGAGCU
This is a messenger RNA of Colletotrichum godetiae, 1021 nucleotides long. Its product is annotated as signal recognition particle 9 kDa protein-domain-containing protein. Bases 253 to 726 code for a protein of 157 amino acids. The record is from RefSeq and is a predicted model, not a curated record. The transcript is spliced from 2 exons. NCBI's taxonomy places the organism in Eukaryota, Fungi, Ascomycota, Sordariomycetes, Glomerellales, Glomerellaceae. Gene Ontology annotation, cellular component: signal recognition particle, endoplasmic reticulum targeting. Gene Ontology annotation, biological process: SRP-dependent cotranslational protein targeting to membrane. Gene Ontology annotation, molecular function: 7S RNA binding.